Molecule: messenger RNA, 2384 nt
Organism: Zalophus californianus (California sea lion)
Lineage: Eukaryota; Metazoa; Chordata; Mammalia; Carnivora; Otariidae
Gene: HMX3
Product: H6 family homeobox 3
Exons: 2
Coding region: 1-1077 (358 amino acids)
Biological process (GO): regulation of transcription by RNA polymerase II
Cellular component (GO): nucleus
Molecular function (GO): RNA polymerase II transcription regulatory region sequence-specific DNA binding; DNA-binding transcription factor activity, RNA polymerase II-specific
Source: RefSeq, a predicted model, not a curated record
AUGCCGGAGCCCGGGCCGGACGCCCCUGGCACCGCUAGCGCGCAGCCCCCGCCGCCGCCGCCCCCACCUCCCGCGCCCAAGGAGUCCCCGUUCUCCAUCAAGAACCUGCUCAACGGAGACCACCACCGGCCGACCCCUAAGCCGCAGCCGCCCCCACGGACGCUCUUCGCGCCGGCCUCCGCCGCCGCAGCCGCCGCCGCUGCCGCCGCCGCUGCGGCCAAGGGGGCUCUGGAGGGCGCCGCGGGCUUCGCGCUCUCGCAGGUGGGCGACCUGGCUUUCCCCCGCUUUGAGAUCCCGGCGCAGAGGUUUGCCCUGCCCGCGCACUACCUGGAGCGCUCCCCGGCCUGGUGGUACCCCUACACCCUGACCCCCGCCGGCGGCCACCUCUCGCGACCUGAAGCUUCGGAGAAGGCGCUCCUGCGAGACUCCUCCCCCGCCUCGGGAACCGAUCGCGACUCCCCCGAGCCACUGCUCAAAGCCGACCCCGACCACAAAGAGCUGGACUCCAAGAGCCCGGACGAGAUCAUUUUGGAGGAGAGCGACUCGGAGGAAGGCAAGAAGGAGGGCGAGGCAGCGGCGGGAGCAGCCGGGGCGAGCGUGGGGGCGGCGGCGGCGGCGACGCCGGGCGCCGAGGACUGGAAGAAGGGCGCCGAAAGCCCGGAGAAGAAGCCCGCGUGCCGCAAAAAGAAGACGCGCACGGUCUUCUCGCGCAGCCAGGUCUUCCAGCUCGAGUCCACUUUCGACAUGAAGCGCUACCUGAGCAGCUCGGAGCGCGCCGGCCUGGCCGCGUCGCUGCACCUCACCGAGACGCAGGUCAAGAUCUGGUUCCAGAACCGCCGCAACAAGUGGAAGCGGCAGCUGGCGGCCGAGCUGGAGGCGGCCAACCUGAGUCACGCCGCGGCGCAGCGCAUCGUGCGGGUGCCCAUCCUCUACCACGAGAACUCGGCGGCCGAGGGCGCCGCGGCCGCGGCCGCGGGGGCCCCGGUGCCUGUCAGCCAGCCGCUGCUCACCUUCCCGCACCCGGUUUACUACUCGCACCCGGUGGUCUCUUCUGUGCCGCUGCUACGGCCGGUCUGAGGCCCGACAGGGGAAGGGGAGGGAGCGCCCGGCCGCCUUCCCAGAUCCCGGAGGAGACUGGGCCGGGCCGAGGGCGCCAAGACGUCCAGCGGCCUUCGGGAACCGGGGCUUCGGCGCGCCGCCCCGGCCUCCCCUCCCCCAAUCGGUAGCGUUUUGUAAGUAUUUGCAACGCAUUUUCGUGCAAUUCACCCCUAACGGAUUUGAGGCGCUUCCCCUCUUACUUUUGGUUUUGGUUCUCUUAAGAAAGAGCAGGGAAAAGACAAAAUUCCCGGGUCAAAUACUUCGUCUGAAAGCUUUUGUAAAAGGUGCAACUCUUCCCUCCCUCCCCCCAAAUUUGCUUUGCGCUGUGGCUUUUUGGUUUUAUUUUUAUAGGAGAGAAAUAAGCCGCAAAAACCUAAACCCCUCUGGUUUAUUCAUUUUCUAUAGAACUAUUUUCAGAAGUCCAGAGAGAGAGAGAGUGAAGGAGAUAAUUCACAUUACCCUACUUUUAUUCCUGGAUUUCUAAGUGUGGUUCUCCCUCUCCAGCCCUAGUUAUCUUCCCCAAUUUUCAGAAUCUGAGAAGACUCUGGUAGGAACCCCGACUCAGGCCGCUUUUUCCGCAGAGGUGUGUCGCGGCUGACCUCUUCAUCUGUCCUGCUUUGUGACUGAAGAAUUCUCUAAGUGUUUAAAAGGAAAAGACAAGACAGCCCCAAAUUAGACUUCUGAUUAUUGAAACAACUCCACAUCUGGCCCGGUGUGAGUGGUCUUAUUUAUUAGUAGCAUUUAUUUUGGGGAUUUCAUUUGUUGGUAAAUUAUUAUUAUUACUAUUAUUGCUUUGUUCCCUGUUUUGAGAGAGUGAUUUCAAUAUUAAAAAAAAAUCGGUUUUUUAGCCUCUCCCCCUUUUUGUUCUGCAGUCACUGUUGUACUUUUGACCUGUGCAAUAUUGUACAAAAUUUCCUGAGAGCCCUGCCUCUUUCUCCACGGAGAGAAGCAGACGUUUUCACUGUGUAAUCCUGGUCAUUCGUUUGGGAGGAGAAAAUUAAGAAGAGGGAAGGGGGGGAGGAAAGAAAGAGCGCUUUAAGUGAAGGACAAUCAAUUUAGGAGAAUUUUAACUUAUUUGAUAUAUGUACAGAUUUCUUGUAAAGUUCACCCUGAACUCCACAGGGCUCCUUGCUCUGCCACCCAAUCUGUUUCCUUUCUGUCGGCUACACCUGUUGUUCUGCGAUAGCUUGUCGUUCUCCCCACCCCCCAUCUCCCUCGUCACUGCCCGGGUUCAGUCCCUUUUUAAGAAAAAGAAAAAAGCCCACAAAAUAUUGUUACAUUUAAUG